Molecule: messenger RNA, 2098 nt
Organism: Chiloscyllium plagiosum (whitespotted bambooshark)
Lineage: Eukaryota; Metazoa; Chordata; Chondrichthyes; Orectolobiformes; Hemiscylliidae
Source: RefSeq, a predicted model, not a curated record
UUUAUGAAUAAAGUAUAUUUUUGAAAUUAAAAAAAAUCUACCAUUAGCACACUAUCUAACAUUAGCACUCUAUCUAUCUAACACCAGUCGUACUCCCAUUGUCUUUUGCUUUGGGUAUCCUAACAAUCUGUUCUUCUUCUCCUUUGUCAACAACAUAUUUCCAUCAUUAGGCUACCACUGAUCUAUGUGUGUGAAUCUCAGUUCCUGUUGAGGUGAAUGAGCUGCAAUUUUCUGUAUUUUCAAAGUUUUUCUGUUUCUUUAAAUGUCUAGUUUCCUGUAUUUAAUGCUACUUGCUGUCUUCCACUGAGCUAAACUAUGUAAAGUCUGGUCCAUUAUUUUUAAAAUGAUCAUGGAACAAUCAUGAUUUCUCCUGCCAUAGACAUUUUCAUGCAGUUUUCAAAGAAUGUUCAGUGUCCUGAGUGAUACUGGUUGGCUACAUCCAGCUUGAUUCCAGUGUCUGUGGAGUCUACUAUUUUUUAAUUGAAUUGAACUAGCUGCAGUUUGGUUCUUUAGUUAACUGUGAACACUUUAAAUGAACAUUGGCAUUGAAUCAAGUUAGCUUCUACAAAACUGACUUUGGGAAACAAGAACAUCUUAGCGCUGGCAAGGUAAAUUUGUUUUGUGUCCAAGUUCCCAUAAAAAUUGAAUCUGAUGCAAAAUUGGUAUUGCAUCAUGUUUUCAACAAAUCACAUGUCCCUGAUCCCCUAUGGUUAAAGAGGAUUGAAUUGAUAUAUAUUAAUGCUAGAUUUCUGCAUUCCAUCAAGUACACUCAGAUGUCCAUUUGUACUGCACAUAAAAGAGUUCUCUUUUGAUAAUAUACCAGUAGGAAAUUAUUUCCAUAUGUCCUUUAACUGAUAUAUGUAGCAGUAUUCUUGUCUCUGAUAAGCAUCUAUAAUUCCUAUUCUUCCUAAAUAUAAAGGCCACAAAAUUAGGCAGGUCCCAAAAACUGAUGUAGGUAUUGUAGUGCAUAAUAAAAAUGUGCCCUGUUAUUCCCAUGCAGGUAGCAUACAGACAAGACAGAGAGCAUGCUUCAAAAGUUUUCUUAUGUUGCUUUGCAUGCUUUGAUGGUCAGGAGGAGAGAGAUUGUCUGCCCACAGGGAUCAAGGCCACACAGACAAAUUAAGUAAGCAUAGGCAGUGAGAGCAGAUAGCAGUGAUGGUCAAUGCCUGGACUCUAGACAUGAGGACCUUAAUUCAGGGCUGCAAAAAGUCCAAUAACCUCACAUAAAUGGUCAAGGUCAGUAAAUACAUCUUUAAAUGCUGUUUUCCACCCAUUGCACCACCAGCCUCACAAUGCACUUUCCAUCAUCGGUAGCCGAUCAACAAAUUCUAUCACUCACUAAAGUUCAGCUCAGAGAGUUGCUGGCUGAACAAUCUGAUUUAUGGCCUUCUUCAGAGACUUUAUUACCCUCCUGCUACUUGGUCUUUGACCACCUUGUCGUGUUCUCUGUCAGCUCUACUCAUUCUCUGUCAUGCUGGAUGCCAAGAGGGAUGCUGACUAUUGUACUCAUCUCCUUUCAUGGUAUAGCUUUUACUAAUGUCUUCAGAUGAGGAGGAGAGAUUACUUGGGGAAUGAAAGCAUUCUUUUGUUCGCAUUAUUGUGCUAACAUUUUAAUACUUCAGGAACUAGAUUUAAGGUACUGCUGGGCUAUUCAUGGCCUGUUCUGCCAGCUUUCUGAGGAUGAGGGUACUGAAGCAUCAAAAGAAGCAUUAGCAAGGCUACUUUUCCAUCUGUCAACAGCCACGGUACUGACUCCGCAGUUUGGGAGCAUUCACUGGUAUCACACUUGCUCAAACAAUGGUAUCGUAGCUGGAAUACAAAGCCGAUACUUUGAGGCUGUUCUGGAUCGAGAAUGGCAGUUCUACUGCUGCAGAUAUAGCAGAAGAUGUCCAUAUGGCUGUUGGCUGACUACUGAUUUUCCUGAACACUAUGAAGAAGAGGGACAUUUGGUGCUUCAGAAUUAUGGGUAUUUCAUCAGAGGAGCUGGCACCACCUUUAGUGCUUUCCAUAGGGACCGUCAGUGGAAAUAUGUAAUCUGCAGGAUGACAAAUUUUGACUGUGAUUUUGAUAACCUGUAGGAAUCAUAAGUUGAAUGCUU